AUGGCAUGGGCCAGUAACCGUUAUGCAGCUCUGUUCUCCGAAGAUGAGGACGAAGAAGGUGCUGGAAACGAUGAAGCAGGCAACCAGGAAGCCGUGGCAAGACAAAGCAAGAAGCGAAAGUUGAAGCGCAAACGCGCCAAGGACAAGGCGGUUGCAGCAGAACCUCAAGAUGAGGAAGCACCAACAGUGAGAAGCUCCCCCAAGCGGAAAAGGAAAGCCAGCAAAGCAACAGAAGACAAAGACAAGGAUUCAGACCCCCCACCUGCUCCUGAAGCUGUGCAAGAGAGCAACGAUGGGAGCAAGGAUCUGCAACAGGAAGGUCUGCUGCCUACAGGGACCACAAAAACUUUGCAAGGUGGUGUCACCAUAAAGGUGAUACGCGCAGCUCCGGAAGGAACAAGAAUAGCCACGAAGGGCUGCGAAGUGAGGCUCAUGUAUGAGGGGCGCCUACCAGAGAAGAACGGCCGACGGUUUGACGUUGGAGAAAUCGACUUUCUUCUUGGGGAUGGCACGAUGCUUCCUGGCUUUGCCAUCGGCGUGGCUGGUAUGGGUGUUGGAGAGAGGCGACUUAUUCGCGUACCGUGGCGGCUUGGCUAUGGAAAGAAGGGCAAAAGGCCCAAGAUUCCCCCAAAGUCUGAUCUUGACUUUGACGCUUCGCUGACUUUCUGCGGAAUUGAUUGGAAGCGGAGAGUGAGCCACAAACCUGCAGAGAUGUCGAACAAGCGACGUGAAGCUGCCAAACGGCGCGGCAAGAAGCCAAGACCCGUGUGA
Messenger RNA from Symbiodinium pilosum, 771 nucleotides. The record is from the annotation of a GenBank genome assembly. Lineage: Eukaryota; Dinophyceae; Suessiales; Symbiodiniaceae.